Messenger RNA from Peniophora sp. CBMAI 1063, 2037 nucleotides. The record is from the annotation of a GenBank genome assembly. Lineage: Eukaryota; Fungi; Basidiomycota; Agaricomycetes; Russulales; Peniophoraceae.
AUGCGCUCGGAUAACCUUCCCGCCUUCGCGAAGCCUGGCCAAUGGCUCGUCUGCACUCUAUCAUGCCCCGUAGAAGGCAGCGACGUUGACGCGUUGACGCAUCAUCCCGCCACAACAAGUUGGCCAACAACGUGUUCCUUCCAGCUUUUUGCCGGGUUUCAUGGCGUGCAAACUUACCCUAAAGUCUCCGUAUGGAAUAUCCAUCGGGAAUACCGGAGUUCUCGGUUACAUCCUCAAGGCGAGAUGGGGCAUGCGUACUUGCACGUAUGGGACGAUCAUACGGCAAGUCGCGCCACUGCCUCCACGCGUAUUCUGCCCGGCUCUCUGCAUACGAGAUUGUAUGCGACAUUGCCGGAAUCUGGACAAGAUGAGAAGGACAAAACGGAAGUGCUGUUGAAGGCUUUGCUUGUCAAGCUAAACCAGGAAUCGCGCUCGCCUUCCAUGGAUGCGGCGUUGACAGCAAUGAUGGGUUUGGCAAUGGCUUUUGUGGGUGGUGUCGCAUACUACGCUUGGUACAAGAAGAAUGUUUUGGACAAGAUCGAGAAGGCCUUUGAGGGCGGAUACGAUCCAGCGCUGGAAUUGGCUGUGCACGCAAAGAAGAAUGCCGAAAGUCGAAACUUCAGUGAAGCCAUUGACGAACUAGAAGUCGAGGACGGACCAUGGACAAAGCACUUGCGCCGGCGCGAGCAGGAUAUACUGGAUUUGAUCAUCCACGGGAAAGAGCACGGCCAUUAUUUCAUGCUUCUAGGUGCAAAGGGCGCCGGGAAGACUACGAUGAUUCUCGACUCCAUGCAAACGAAUCAAGCCGAGGGCGUGGCGAUGUGCGAUGCGCAUCCCGAUCUCGAGGUAUUCAGGCUGAGACUGGGAAAGGCGCUCAACUAUGAGUACAACGAGGAUACGCAGACCGGGCUGUUUCAGCGGAGAGAUCCGCGAGAAGGCGGUCCAGGACUCGAUAUUGAACGAGUGAUGAACAAGCUCGAGAAAGUUGCCCUCAAAAAGGCUCGUAAGACCGGCCGCCCACUCGUAUUGGUUAUCAACAACGUUCACUACUUCCGUAACAACGACGAUGGCAAGAAUAUGCUGUUACAACUACAACAGCGCGCAGAGUCGUGGGCGGCGAGCGGUACGUCCAAGUUCCAACCUAAACGGUCCAUUUCCAAUCGACCUGCGUCGUGUAUCUCGCCUCGCGCUGUACAUGCUUCACUCAUGAUCAUCUCUGACUGUCAUCUCUCCAUAGGUAUCAUGACGCUGGUGUUCACUUCAGAUGAUUUCUGGCCAUUCUUCACACUGCGCCAACAUGCGAGUCGUAUGCACACUCUGACCAUCUACGAUCUCAACACGGAGGAAGCUACCGCCGCAUGCCAACGCAUGCGCCGCUUCACCACUUUGCCCACAGAGCCUAAAACCGUUGUCGAAGAAGCGACGUCCAUCGUCGGCGGGCGUCUCUCGUACUUGAAUCGUAUUGCGCGUGCGAGGAACAUGGUGGACAUGGCCAAACACAUGUUGGCUGUUGAGAAGGGCUGGCUACUCUCGCAGAUCGGUUUGAUCAGGGAUUGUGACGAUGAUGUGAUGGAUGAGCAGAAAUGGAGCAGUUGCUCGUGGCUGUUACUGCAGGAAUUUGUGAAGAAACGCGAAGAGCAGAUCGCAAUGGCGAGAGAGGCCAUCGCUGCGGGGGAGAAGACGGAGGAAGACUUGUUGAACCUGCCUCUUCCUGCUAUUCCCUACUAUCAAUGCCGACAGAUCAUGACUCGAGCGGACUUCCUCGAAGAGCUCGACCGUAUCAAUGUCAUCUCUAUCGACAUUAAUCACGAUGUCCGACCGGACUCUAUGUUGAUUCUUCGUGCGGCUCAAGAGUUCGUUGGGGAAGAUGGUUUCCAGGACUUGCUGGAUAGCGUGCGCGACCGGAUCGACGAGAUUGAGAGCUUACACCGCACUCGGGAGCUCACGUUCAAGGAUCUUGGGAGGGGUGACAAGAUUAAGCUCGAGGUUGACAAGACUGGUGACGAGGACAACGGGGUGCCUCGACUCGUUGCUUGA